Venturia canescens is the source of this 1933-nucleotide messenger RNA. RefSeq names its product vesicle trafficking 1 (gene Vta1). The transcript is spliced from 13 exons. The record is from RefSeq and is a predicted model, not a curated record. The coding region runs from base 147 to 1484 and encodes 445 amino acids. NCBI's taxonomy places the organism in Eukaryota, Metazoa, Arthropoda, Insecta, Hymenoptera, Ichneumonidae. Gene Ontology annotation, biological process: late endosome to vacuole transport via multivesicular body sorting pathway. Gene Ontology annotation, cellular component: multivesicular body.
AAUCGCUGCUUACGCUCACUGCGGUAUCAUUGCUCAUUGCAGAAGCAUAAUACGCGUCAAAAAACUAUUUUUUUUUGAUAAUCUGUUAUUUCCAACAUUCAAUUAGUGAAUAAUUGAAGGAAUUAUUGAAGUGACAUUUUGAGACGAUGCCUGGGCCAGAUUUACCUGAAGUACCUGCUCCGCUCAAAGGAAUACAGCAUUAUUUAAAAAUUGCAUCUGAACAUGAUCAACGAGAUCCGGUUGUCAGUUAUUGGGCACGAUUGUAUGCACUUCAAACGGGCCUCAAAAUCUCAACCAAAACUCCUGCGGAAAAUAAUUUUUUGCUGAAAUUAAUGGAUUGGUUGGAAGCUACUAAAAAAUCUUUAAUCGACAACGAAGCAAUAACCAAUGAAGUUGCUGCUCAGGCCCAUUUGGAAAACUGGGCUUUGAAGCUAUUUUUAUAUGCUGACAAAAAUGAUAGAGAAGGAACUUUCAACAAAAGUGUCAUACAAAGCUUUUACACAGCUGGACUUCUUUACGACGUCUUGACCACAUUCGACGAACUCACGGAAGAGGCAGUACAGAAUAGAAAGUAUGCUAAAUGGAAGGCGGCUUAUAUUCAUAAUUGUCUCAAGAAUGGAGAGACUCCUAUUCCUGGACCUAUGAAAACAGAAGGCGAAGAUGAUGAUAAUUCCAAUCUCGAUGUUGGUCCUGGACCUGAUGAAGACUUUUUGCCCGAUCUCGGCAGCGAUGAGGAGCCUGUUCAGGCUGAAAAUGAAGAAGAGUCUCAGAAAGAUGAACCGUUGGUUGAACCAGACGGUGAAAAUGCUGAGCCCGAUCAAGCUGAAAACGCGCCUGGAGUAGAUUCAGAAGAAAAUCAGGUAGAUGAAACACCGGCUGAGCCAGAAGGCGAAGCGGCUGAGUCUGAACAAGAUGAAAAUCAGGCGGAAGAACCGUCGCUCGAGCCAGAGGGCGAAUCGGCUGAGCCUGAACAAGAUGAAAAAGAGAGUUCAGAGCCCGGUGUAGAUCCAGAUAAAAAUGAGACCGCCGAACCAUCGACGGAGCCAGAGGCUGAAUCGGCUGAGCCUGAACAAGCUGAGGAAGGUCCAUCAGAACCUGGCAUAGAUCCAGCAUCUGGCGAUGAGGACAUAGAAGGUCCUGCCCAGCCGACUCCGCCACCGAAUACCGACUCUUAUGGGUUUCCAUCAGUUCCGGGUAGCACGGCUCCUCAACCACCGGGAAAUACAUCGUAUCCUAGUCUUCCCACUCCGUUAACUCCAAAUACUUACAACCCUACGCCUACGCCAACAAGCCCGAGCGUUCCAUCCGAUUUUUCAACGCCAUCUAAGUCUACAGGAGGCGCAACUUUGAAUCCCGAACAGAUGCUUAAAGCCGGUAAAUACAUAAAAUGGGCAGGAAGCGCUAUAAAUUAUGACGACGUGACAACAGCGAUAGAGAAUCUGCAGAAAGCCCUCCAUCUUUUAACAACCGGUGAAGAUUCUUAAGGGCCUGCCAAGAAGCAAAAAUGCCCUUUGCUCUGCUUUUACCGAAAAUUCAAAAUAAUUAAAGGAACCCUCAUUCGUCGGUAUUCGCGCCUAUGCAAAUGGUAAAACCGAACGCUUUGGCUCUCAUGAAAAAGAUGUUUACAAAGGAGCCUUAAUAAUGCUUACAAUGCAAAGAAGAAGAAAAAAGUAAUAGUACAUUCGAAUAUAUUUUAUUAUUAUCGCAACGAGAUUUAAGGCAUUUACCAUUUUUGCAAUUGCUCUUCAUGAGAUUUUGUAGCGUCGAAUUGACAGCCUUGUCGGUUAGUGGAGUAUUUUUUCAUGUCGCACAGCCUUACGAGUCAAUUUCGUACGAAAAUUUUACAGCUAACGGCCGAACAAAUUCUUACAUCACAGAUGCUUUGUAAAUAAUAAUAUUAAUAAUGAUACUAAUAUAUUGUUAUGUAAAUGAA